AUGAAGCUCAAUCCCCAUGUGACUUCUGACCCGAGCAAGAACCGGACACGGCACAUCAAGGCACCUUCCCACAUUAGCAGGAAGAUCACGUCUUCCCCUCCUUCCAAAGAGCUGAGACAGAACUACAGCACCGGAUUCAUGCCCAUCUGAAAAGGGGUUGUGUGAGGACACUACAAAGCUCAGCAAACCAGCAAAGUCAUCCAGGUUGACACAGAGGAAUAUGCCAUCUAUACGGAGGAAUACGCCAUCUACACGGGGGGAGUGCAGUGAGAGAAGGCAGAUGGCACAACCGUCCACGCGGGCAUUCAGCCUCGCAAGGUGGUCAUCACUAGACUGAAAAAGGACAAAGACCGCAGAAAGAUCCUUGAACAUAAAGCCAAAUCUCGCCAAGUAGGAAAGGAAAGAGGAUAAAUAGAAGGAAGAAAGAUUGAGGAGAUGCAGGAAUAA
This is a messenger RNA of Ailuropoda melanoleuca (giant panda), 447 nucleotides long. Its product is annotated as 60S ribosomal protein L26. Gene Ontology annotation, cellular component: large ribosomal subunit. NCBI's taxonomy places the organism in Eukaryota, Metazoa, Chordata, Mammalia, Carnivora, Ursidae. Gene Ontology annotation, biological process: translation. Gene Ontology annotation, molecular function: structural constituent of ribosome. The record is from RefSeq and is a predicted model, not a curated record. The transcript has a single exon.